This is a messenger RNA of Oryza brachyantha (malo sina), 788 nucleotides long. RefSeq lists its product as uncharacterized. The transcript has 3 exons. The record is from RefSeq and is a predicted model, not a curated record. The coding region runs from base 143 to 511 and encodes 122 amino acids. Lineage: Eukaryota; Viridiplantae; Streptophyta; Magnoliopsida; Poales; Poaceae.
CAUUUCAUAGAGCCCAGCCGAUAACUUGGUUCUCUACUUCUCUGUCCACCCCACCCCAACCACGCCGCCGCCGAGGGAGGAGGAGGAAACCCUAAACCAAGGAAGAGGAAAGCGGAGAGGCAAAGGUAGGAGGCGAGAGGGGAUGGCUUCCACGAUGCGGCGCGCGUCCGUCCUCCGCCGGGCACUCUUGUCCGCACCGCCUUCUUCAGUGCCCGCCGUCCGCCGCGCCACCGCCCCGCCCCGCCCUUUCUACUCGCAAACGUCUGGCGCAUCAGGUGAUCAGCCUCCCAAGUCUGCACUUGAGAAGUUGGAUCUACUAUUUGAGGGACUCAUGAGAAAAGGAGUUUGUUCGAUGGAUCAAGACAUGGCACAGGAAAUCGUCACGAGCAUCCAACAUGCUCGUCGAGAGAUCAUUCAAGAGGACUUGCGGAACUCCUGUAUGGUUGCUUUUGUGCUAACGGCUGGUGGAGCUAUUGGAUACAUGAUAAGAAAAACCUCUCAGAGUAAGUAAGGGAGCUGAGAGUGUGUGUGGAAUCUUGUCUAGUUAGGGAACUUAUUUUGUCUGGCAAAAGUUGCAACCAGCAACCGCUGGUAUUGUUCUAAUUGGCAAGUCUAAGUAGAAAGACGAGUGUAAUGUAAAGGGUGGAAAUGCUCUCGUGUUUUGGUUGCAACCAACAAACGCUGGUGCUGUAAUUGGCAUAUUGUUCUAACGUAUGCGUCAAUGAUCAAUCUCGUUUAAAAGUCAGGCUGGUUUCAUCGGUUUUGGUCAAAUCAAAACUGGCUUUGUG